This is a messenger RNA of Nothobranchius furzeri (turquoise killifish), 4114 nucleotides long. RefSeq names its product UDP-glucuronosyltransferase 1-2. Gene Ontology annotation, molecular function: UDP-glycosyltransferase activity. The record is from RefSeq and is a predicted model, not a curated record. Lineage: Eukaryota; Metazoa; Chordata; Actinopteri; Cyprinodontiformes; Nothobranchiidae.
UGAAGUUAAGUAAAAAAAACAACAACAAAAAACACAAAACACCAUAAGCAUAAGAGAUCAUUUACCUUAGCCUAAAGAGCACUGAGAUAACCCAGAUUGAAACAUGAUCCUGCUGCAAGUUAACUGAGCAAGCUGCAGCACCUUUGUACUAUAGUUCAUGACGUUCUUAGAAACAGUUUUAGUAGAAAGCCUGGCAGUGAAGCAGCAGCAAAUAGAACAAACAUGUUUGACAAUAAAACAAUGUGAAUUAGCGCAGGUUUUUCACAAAAAUAAUAGAUUACAUAGUAGCUGCAUUUAUUGCACUAAUUAAAAUAUCCCUUGCACAAAUAACAAAAAGAAACUCAUUAUUUUUUCAGAUAUGCAUUAGCCUUUCUAAAAUGUAAUAAAACUUGUGAGGUUUUGUUUUACAUAAGAUUUUGAUACAAUUAUGAAAGAGGUCAUGGAGAAAUUGUGCCGCUCAUUUAUUGCUCAACACCAAAAAUCAAGUGUACAAAACGACAGUAUCUGUUUUGGUGACUAUCAGCUGUUAAACAUUUUCAUUUUAAUUAUACAGCGAUAUUGCCAUAACAGAGAGAACAUUUGAAUAUAGUUUCUGGUAGAGUGAGCUUUAUGCAUGGGAAAGGACGUGGUAUCUCUUGAGGCUGGAGUUUGAACUCAAACAUGUAGUAAAUGUCCUGAAUGUACUGUCAGUCUGCCGUAAGGAAGGACAACUGUUGCCUCUGUCGACAACAGGAGCCAUGCCUUUGCAGUGUGUGUCUGGGAUAUUUGUACUCUACAGCUUGUGUCUGCUCUCUUUCUCACCCCACUGUGAUGGAGGAAACAUUCUGGUGUAUCCGGUGGAUGGCAGCCAUUGGAUUAACAUGAAGAUUCUGCUACAAGAACUUCACACAAGAGGACACAACAUCUCUGUGAUCAGGUCUUCUACCAGUUGGUACAUCCCAGAAGAGUCUCCCCUGUACACAUCCAUCACAAUUGAAAUGGACGAAGAUGUGGAGGAUUUCUUUGAUGUGUUCCUACAAGAACAUUUGAGGGCACAGCGAGAUGGAACUUCCCUGCUGACUUUCUUCAAGCUCACCAAAGGAUUUCUUUCUAUGAUUGCUCGAGCACAUCUUUUAUGGUCGGAUGCUACAAAUCAAAUCUUAAACAACAAAACUUUGGUCAAAAGCUUGAAAGAUUCCCAAUAUGAUCUGGUUCUUGUUGAUCCAGCAAUAGCACCAGGGGUUGUGUUAGCUAAACACCUCAAGCUUCCGUUAGUCCUCAAUGUUCGCUGGAUCACCAGUGGAGAAGGCCACUUUGUGCUGGCCCCCUCACCGCUUUCUUACAUCCCAGUUCCUGGAUCUGGUUCAACAGACAACAUGAGUUUCUUCCAAAGGGUCAAAAACAUGUUCUUCUAUAGCCUUGUUUUGUUUCAAGAGAAAAUUUUGGUGGGGCCGAUUUAUGAUGCCAUGUGUGAUAAAUACAUUGAAGGUGGAUGCAACAUCGUCUCGCUGCUUCAGGAAGCCGACAUCUGGCUGUUCAGGUCAGAUUUUGUGUUUGACUUCCCUCGGCCAACGAUGCCAAAUGCUGUUUAUAUCGGAGGGUUCCAGUGCAAGCCUGCCCAGCCUCUUCCAGCAGACCUGGAGGACUUUGUUCAGAGUGCCGGAGAGCAUGGAGUCAUCAUCAUGAGUCUGGGGACUUUGGUAAACACACUGCCCAAGGAGGUAACAGAAGAAAUAGCUAGUGUUUUUGCCAAGAUGCCUCAAAAGGUGAUAUGGAAACACAAAGGAGAGCAACCCUCUACCCUGGGCAAUAAUACCCUGAUAGUGGACUGGAUGCCACAGAAAGACCUCCUGGGUCACCCUCAGAUCAGAGUCUUUGUAGCUCAUGGAGGAACAAACGGAGUCCAGGAGGCCAUUUACCAUGGAGUCCCAGUUCUUGGUAUCCCCCUGUUCUUUGACCAGUAUGACAACCUUCUACGUCUGCAGGAAAGAGGAGCAGCAAAGAUCAUUCAUCUAGCUGAUGUUAACGGGGACACUUUUGAAGAAGGUAUUAAGGAAGUGCUUUAUAAAGACAGCUACAGGCAGAACAUGCACCGACUGUCACGUCUACACAAAGAUCAACCUCUAGCUCCCAUGGAUAAGGCUGUCUUCUGGGUAGAGUAUGUGAUUCGCAACAAAGGGGCUGCACAACUGCGUACUGGGGCGUAUAAGAUGCCCUGGUACUCUUACCACUCAUUGGAUGUACUGCUCUUCUUGAUAAGUUCAACAACUUUGAUUUUCUUCUCCAUCAUUGUUAUGGUUAGAUAUCUUUGCUACAGAAGAAGAAACACCAAACCUAAGCAAAGUUGAUCUCUUUUAAAAUUUACCAGAAGGGGUUUAAGGCAAUUAUUUUCCAAAGUGUUUUACAAAAUUUGAUAAAUUGAAAUAUGAAACCUUUGUUUUAAAUAAUUUGGAUUAUUUUUUUCGUCUUCGUCUUCCUCCACUUAUCCGGGUCCGGGUCGCGGGGGCAGCAUCCCAACUAGGGAGCUCCAGACCGUCCUCUCCCAGCCACCUCCACCAGUUCCUCCGGCAGGACCCCAAGGCGUUCCCGGACCAGAUUGGAGAUGUAACCUCUCCAACAUGUCCUGGGUCGACCCGGAGGCCUCCUGCCGGCAGGACAUGCCCGAAACACCUCCCAGGGAGGCGUCCAGGAGGCAUCCUGACCAGAUGCCCAAACCACCUCAACUGACUCCUUUCGAUCCGGAGGAGAAGCGGUUCUACUCCGAGUCCCUCCCGAAUGUCCGAGCUCCUCACCCUAUCUCUAAGGCUGAGCCCGGCCACCCUACGGAGAAAACUCAUUUCGGCUGCUUGUAUUCGCGAUAAAUUUUUUGUCUGGUCAAAUAAUUAAUUUGUCUUUAAUAAUUCAAACUUGCUAUUUUAUAUUAUUGAACUUUAAUUUAACAAUAUAAAAUAUCCCAGUGAGAUAAAAAAAAACAUUUUCCUGGUCAGACCUGGCCUUGAAAGGAAGAAAAAUAAAUUGUAUUUACCAAAGUGCACAAUUAAAAUGCUUGAUAAAAAUCUUCUAAAAUAUGUCAUACUCCUAUGUGUUAAUCUUUAAAGGUUCAAUAUGUAAAAAUGACAUUCUGUGGUCAAAUUUGGGUAUUGCAGAAUGUCAUUUUUCCAAACAAGUUACCAUAUGGAUGGAUCAGCACUAGAAGAUUCUAGGUGACCACCAAAGUGUACACAGUAAGUUGAUAAAAAGAUAAAUACAUUGUCCUAUCUGGUGUUAGCGCUUCUGGAUAUUUUAUGGUAGGGAGAACUUACUACAGUUAUUAUGGCAGUGUGUCUCUGGCAUUAAUGGAAGUGUGGUUAUUUGCUGUUUUACCGGUAGCUUGCUGCUGUUAUUCUGAACGACUCAUUAAAGGAAGUAAGACGCCACCAUUGAUUCAUUAUUCACAUCACACAUACAUUUCACUGUACUAUCAAAUUGUUGGUAAUUGAAAAAAGUUUGUGACAUUUUUACCGUUCUCCUUUGUUUUUGUUGUUUUUUAAAGGAGAAAAACUAACAACCCCCCAGCCGACUGAGAAUGAAAUCUGCUUUAGUAUGACCUUCCUUUCCAUCGUGAUUGAGACAUUUGGCAGUUUUGUGAUCGUUUCACUUUAGAAUUCUUAAAUAUUGCUCCUUUAAGUUGAUGGUGUGUAGACAAACUUGUGAAAAUGUCCACUCUGGAUAAUUCUACAGGUACUUGUCUAUGCAGGUUUAAAAGUCCCUUUCAUGAUUUUUAAUUUUCAGAAAGUCGGUUUGUGUUUGAUUAUGCUUAAUGCAAGUUACAACACUGACUUUCAACACAUUUAACUCAUUUACUUGUCAGUAAAUCUGACCACUAAACAUUUGCCUUAAUAGAAUAAAUGGACUACAAUUAUGAGUAGAUUUAAUUUUAUUUUGAUUUCAUACAAAAGCCAGUGCUUGUCUUAUACGUUUCCAAUGCAUGAACACAGUGCUGUUUUUCACUGUGUAAGCCACCAAAGGAAGUUCAUAGUUUUAUCCGAGAACACUUUUCACUUUUGACCGACUGAUGACAUGAUAUUCUUCAAAACUGAGUUCAAGCAAACAGAUUAUUACUGAAACUACUAAAUAAAUCACUUUUUCUACUGUC